GGGCUCCUUUAGUAUUCAUAUACUUUUUGCCUUUAACCUUUUGCUUUUAUUUCUGCCUGAUUGCUAACUUGUAAUAACCAUGCUUUUUGUUUUCGCAGAAGAGAUGUCUCAGCCCGAGGAUAGUCUGCGGGACAUAGACUUCGGGGGGAGUCCCCCAACAGGGCCAAGAUUGAAAAGGCUCCGAGGGUCCAAAAGCACGGCUGGGGGCUCCACCAAAUCUCCGGCAAAGGAGAAGGAAAAAACCCCACCAUCCCAAGUCGAGGGGGCAAUUCUUCUUGUUGGCGGAGCAGGACACAUGCCCCCGCCGACCCAGCGAUCUCCAUCAGCCGCCCAGGACGUGGGAACGGAGGUCGUGACCCCGGCUGCAGUGGCCCCCGGCGUACGCAUCACGGUCGACGCCCAGGAUCUGGAGAAGAUCCCAGAAGCCUUUAGGGGGACGGUGUAUGAGUCGGCGAGCUACGCCGUCAAACAUUUCUACAAGUUCAAAGAGAAGGAGCUCCGGGCUAUUGAGACACUGAGCCCGGUCCACGUAAUAGAGUCAUCGAUGGACAUGACCCUAACGGGCAUUGCUGCCGUACACCGAGGCAUCGCCAGGACCAGAGCUCAGCUCGAGGAGAUGAGGCUCAGGUGGCGAAAGAUGCGCUGGCGACCUCGAAGGCCGAGUUAGAGAGGACCCGCUCGAAGGUCAAAGAGCUUGAGACAUCCCUUGCCACCUCGCGAACUGACCUCGAGGCAGCGAAGACCGAGGCCCAGGCCGCCCAGGUCGCCCUUAAAGCUGAACGAGCCACCUCGAAACAGUCCAUGCAGGAACUGUUCUAUCGUUGCUGGGCCCACAACCCGGAGGCUGACUUCUCCUUCAUGCCGUCGGGUCUCUGGGCGCGCUUGUUGGUGAAGCUCCAAGCCCGCUUUGACAAAGAGGUGCCGCCUUUGGAGAUUGGGGAAGCCUCUGGUGCGGCGAAGCAGGAUGAGACCGCGACCUCCAAGGGGCCGA
Humulus lupulus (European hop) is the source of this 991-nucleotide messenger RNA. RefSeq lists its product as uncharacterized. The coding region runs from base 80 to 667 and encodes 195 amino acids. The transcript is spliced from 2 exons. Lineage: Eukaryota; Viridiplantae; Streptophyta; Magnoliopsida; Rosales; Cannabaceae. The record is from RefSeq and is a predicted model, not a curated record.